UAUUUUACUUUUACACUCUAUUUUUAAUACAAAAAGAAAAAUAUAUAAAGAAUAUAAUCAAAAGUAGCGCAACAAUAUUUAUAGUAAAAACACAAAAGCUCCCAAUUUUACAAACUCAUAUUACCUCCAGACAAAACCUCUUAUUAUCCAAUCAUCAGAAUCAAAACCAAACUACUCCUUUAUUUCAUGGCAUCCCAAUCACACCAGAACCAGGUACCUAACGUAAACGUAUCUGAAAUCGAAGAAGAGCAACCACAAGCACAAGCACAAGAGCUAAAGUACCUUGGGUUCGUGCACGCUGCAAGCACACAAGCCCUAAUGCGGUGGUCCGCUGCCUACAACUAUGCCAAGGACAGCUCUGGCUCCUUGAAGCCCGGCGUUCAGACGGUGGAAGAGUGCAUGAAGAACGUCAUAGAACCCAUCUAUAACAAUUACCACCUUGUCCCCAACGAGAUCCUCCGCUAUGCCGAUAAGAAGGUUGAUGCCUCUGUGGCUGCCAUGCAGGUUGCUCCCGCUGCCGCGAGAGACACCAUUACUGACGCCAUGAAAAACGUUUAUACCAAGUAUGAGCCGUCCGCAAAGGAGCUGUAUGAGAGGUACGAGCCAGUGGCAGAGCAAUAUGCAGCCUCGGCCUGGCAAAGGCUGAACUCGCUGCCGCUGUUCCCACGCUUGGUGGGCACAAUGCUGCCAACGGCAGCAUACUGCACGGCGAAGUACAACGAGGCAGUAAUGGCCGCCGUGGAGGAUAGGUAUAGGGUUUCUCCGUACCUGCCUUUGGUGCCUACGGAAAAAAUAGCUAGGGUUUUCAGUGGAAAAACCAAAAAGCAAGAAUAAUCAAUCAAGAAUGCUGUGUUGAUAAUUUUGUUGCUGUUUAAUGAUUUUUUUUCUGCGAUUUUGUGGUGAUUUGCGGUGUGGGAUGUGAAUGAAUGAAGUGGCUUCAAUUUGAUGAGCAAAUAGUGAACAUAUAUAAAUCAUUUU
This is a messenger RNA of Arachis ipaensis, 978 nucleotides long. Lineage: Eukaryota; Viridiplantae; Streptophyta; Magnoliopsida; Fabales; Fabaceae. The record is from RefSeq and is a predicted model, not a curated record.